Messenger RNA from Dentiscutata erythropus, 482 nucleotides. Lineage: Eukaryota; Fungi; Glomeromycota; Glomeromycetes; Diversisporales; Gigasporaceae. The record is from the annotation of a GenBank genome assembly.
GUGCAAAAAUAUCUGGUAUUCAUGUAUUUGGUUUUAAUGUUCUAGACAUAGAAAAAGAAUAUAAAAGAAAAAAUCAAUCAUCUUAUUUUAAACUAUUUAAUACAUUGGGCGAAUCUAUAAAAGAGAAACAUUUUUGUGCAUUCUCUACAUAUUUAAGUGAAGCUUUUCAAAAUAAGAUUCCAAACUUUUUUAAUUCAAUUGAUCAACCAAUUCUCCAAGAAAUUCGAUUUCAUAUUCAAGAUAAGGAUUACUUGGCCAAAUUUAAUAAUAAAAAAAAUAGUUGUCUUAAUGCAUUUGUAAAAGCUAUUGACCAAGGCCCAAUUUUUCAGGAUGCUUAUCAAGAUUUAGCUACACUUCAACCAGAAUUGCUACAAGAUCACAAUAAUAUAUCUCUUAUAAUCACCAAUGAAAUUUCUCAUAUUAAUAAUCAAGAAAUAAAAGAAGAAAUAUUACACUACAUUGGAAAAGCCAGUUAUAGAUGA